This is a messenger RNA of Xyrauchen texanus (razorback sucker), 1335 nucleotides long. Its product is annotated as CBY1-interacting BAR domain-containing protein 1. The transcript is spliced from 9 exons. Bases 151 to 1038 code for a protein of 295 amino acids. NCBI's taxonomy places the organism in Eukaryota, Metazoa, Chordata, Actinopteri, Cypriniformes, Catostomidae. Gene Ontology annotation, cellular component: ciliary basal body; ciliary transition zone. The record is from RefSeq and is a predicted model, not a curated record. Gene Ontology annotation, biological process: cilium assembly.
UCUUUGGCUCCAUAGUAACGGCGUUCUUUCAGAUUUACUUCUAACAUUAGCAUGAAACACAGAUCGUUCUUACGAUUUUAAAUAAGUUAUUAAUUGUAUAGUUUACUAUAUAGCUAGAACUGAAUACAUUUAUAUUGGCUUCCAGUAAUCAUGAGCCGCACCCCCGAUGCAAGAGUGAGGGACACCCAGACCAAGCAGAUCCAGGAGAACAUCACCAAUGUAGAGAAGCACUUUGGAGAACUGUGCCAACUGUUUGCUGCUUAUGUCCGUAAAACAGCACGACUGCGGGACAAAGCUGACCUGCUGGUCAAAGAAGUCAGGCUUUAUGCUGACACAGAGACACCCAACCUAAAAAUUGGAUUGAAGAAUUUUGCAGAUCAACUGGCCAAGGUUCAGGACUACCGCCAAGCAGAGGUCGAGAGGCUAGAAGUCAAAGUUAUAGAGCCUUUGAAAGCUUAUGGGAACAUUGUCAAAACAAAACGGGAGGACCUGAAGUUAACACAGAGUGCAAGGAACAGAGAGGCAAAGCAGAUGCAGCAGUUAGAAAGGAUGAGACAGAGAAACCCCUCAGACAGACAGAUUAUUUCACAGGCUGAGAGUGAACUCCAAAGAGCCACAAUGGAUGCCACACGUACGACUCGCCAGCUGGAGGAAACAAUAGAUGACUUUGAGAUGCAGAAAAUUUGUGACAUUAAGAAAAUCUUUGGUGAAUAUGUGACAGUGGAGAUGGCGUUCCAUGCCAAGGCUUUGGAAAUUUACACAACAGCUUACCAACACAUUCAGAAUGUUGAUGAGGAGGGAGACCUUGAGGUAUUCAGGAAUUCCUUGCACCCCCCUGAUUACCAGUCACGGUUAGAAAUAGUUCGUGCCAAUUCUAAACUGUCCCUGAAUCGCACUGGUACAUCAAUGAGUAAAUCAGGAACGCUGCAGUCAGGAACAUCUAGCAGACAGAGGAAAAGAGAUGAGGCAGAAGAUGAUGAGGAGGAGGAGGAUGAAGAUGAUGAUGAUUUGGAAGAAGUGACAGAUGAUGAGCAUUAAGAUGACUUGUCAUUGCCCUUCUGUCAAAUAUGUCUGAUCCACAGUAUUUUUAGACAGCGACAUUAUUGAACUCUACAGUAUUUUUAAUGAAUAGAUGACAUAAUUAAACUAGUACCACCAGCAAUAAAUGUUUUCUUGUAAAUUAUAUAUACCAGAGAACACCUUCAAAGAGGGAACAGGUAUUACUUGAAAUAGUUUUUCAAAUGCCAACAUGUGUUUUGUGUUUAAAGUGCCAAACAGUGAUCAAUAUGGUGAUUUGUUUAAAGCAUGCCUUUGUAAAAUCAUUGUACCAAUAAA